Seminavis robusta is the source of this 4840-nucleotide messenger RNA. The record is from the annotation of a GenBank genome assembly. NCBI's taxonomy places the organism in Eukaryota, Bacillariophyta, Bacillariophyceae, Naviculales, Naviculaceae.
CCUGCACCUGACCCAUCGACAAAACUGGCUAAGUGCUGGAGAAAACAGCGAAAAUACGUUCUCUUAGCGACAUACUAAAAACUUGACUGUGCUUACCUUGAGCCUCACAUUUCGCUUCCGAUCGAGCUUCAUUCCUCCCGAAAACCUUCUAUUUCUCUGUUGCCACUCUUCCCUUGUGAUCACAGAACCCGACCAAGUAUCUCGUUGAGGACAUUGUGGCGACCAUGACUGUCGAUGCCGAGCCGCAAGUAAUCCCGAGCGCCCCCACGUCGCCAGUGGCGGCUUCUAAUGCCCCUCAAGACGAAGCAUUCGAAAUUGUCGCUGCGGUUGAUAACAAAAAGGCGGAAGAACAACCAAACCAACCUCGUGAAGAGGAACCACUUGCUGCAGAUGAUCGACGAAGCCCUGUACAAGACGAAACUCGUUCUCCUGCACCACAGGCACGAACUGCGAGCGUCGCUGCAGAAUCGCCUUCGACGUACCACACGCCGGAGCCCUUCUCACCUUUGACCUCGGCUAUCUCAUCCGCAUUCGGACGAGGCCCAUUGGACCUCGCCAAAGUUCGUUCGGCGUUGACGCAAUUGAACUCUGCCGUGAAGGAGGAAGAAGAUCACUACUUCACGCAACUUGAAGCAACCGAGUCCGUGAACAGCAAGCUGCGACAGAACGUGGUCUCGUCUCAAGACUUGCGCCAAAAGAACGACAAACUCCAAGAAGGCUUGAAUGCUGCUCAAAAUUUGUUGGACAGCAUGCGCUCGGAGGCGGCCGUUCAAGUAGAGAACCUUAAUGAAUCGCUAGUGUGCAAGGACAUUGAGCUAGCCAAACUACAAGCCGAGUACAAGGUCAUGAGCGAAAACAAAGAGACCGAGUUGAAGAGCAUCCGCGAAAACAUGGACAAGAUGGAAUUGGAGCUCAAUCGAUUGGAAUCGGCCUACCAAGGAUCGACUCAAUCCCUCAAUUCUCAAGAGGACGAGCUCGCGACGCUUCGUGCUGAGUACCAGUCGCUUCAGGCAGGCUUCCACGUCCUCAAGGCCGAGAAGGACGACAUUGAACAAGGUCACGAGGAAGCCAAGGAGAAGUGGAAGCGAUUGGUGAUCACCAUGAAGUCUGAGUACGACAACUUCCGCGCCAGCUUUGACCACCUGAAGGUCACCAAGAAGGAAAUGGAAGAGACACACCGUGUCGAGAAGAACAGGUUCAGAAACGAAGUCGCUGUUCUGAAGGCUGAGAAUAACAGCAUGUCCGCUGCCAUGGAUAGUCUUAAGAUCUGCAAAGAGGUGACUGAGAGUGAAUACAAGGAAGCGAAGACUUCAUGGGAAGACUCCAAGAAAGCUCUUGAGAGUCAAGCUGCACGAAUUCGCGCUGAACUCGAAACCGCCCAAGCGGCCAGGAAGGAACUCGACCAAAAGUGGCGAGAAACCGAGACAAGGUUUAAUGAGAAGGUUCAAGAGCUCGUUGCUGAUACCGAAGUCAGAUGCACUGAGGCUGUUGAGAAGCUCGCUGCUGUCGAAGAAGACUCGGCCAACAAGAUUGCUGCUCUCCAGGAAGAGAAAGCCGUCAAGAUUGCUGCUCUCGAGGAAGAGAAGGCCAACAGGAUUGCAGCCCUCGAAGAAGAGUCAGCCAAGAAGCUCAAAGAAACCGAGGAAGGGUUGACGAACAAGCUCAGCGCGGUCGAAGAAGAGUUGGGAAACCUCAAGGCCGAGCAUAGUGAUCUGAAGAUUGCCAAGGAGACAAUCGAGUUCGAGAAAGGGACUCUUCAGUGUGAUAGGGACGAUCUCGUCAAGGAACGUGAUGGUCUCCGGACUGAGCUUGAAAAUAGCACAGAGGAGCUCACUGCUUUGAAAGAGGAGCACGAGAAACUGACUACCAACCAUGACAGCAAGGUUUCGGAAUGCGACGCUUUGAAAUCUGAAAUUGAGCGAAUGGAAGCUGCCAAAGAAGAGAUUGAGAAGAUGUUCAGUCAAAUCCAACACGACUAUGAUGUUCAGAAAGAUGACUAUGAAAGAUUGAAGCCCAUGGAAAAGCAGCUUGAAGACUGUAGCGCUGAGCUUGAGGAGCUGAAGCCCCGGCUUGCUGCCUUGGAACAGGACAAGGCUGACCUUGAGAGCAACCUAUCCGAAACCAAAGAUCAGUUGGAUAUGCAAACUGCCAACGCUCACGUCCUUCAAACUGAAUUAGACGGAGCCAAAUCCCAACACAAGGAUGAGAAGAAGACACUCGAGAAGAAGAUUCUCAAGUUGGGAAAGACUGUGGAGACCAAGGCAGAAGCCCUCAAUCUGGGUUUAACCAAAUACAUGAAGGAGGCGAAGGCCAAGGAGAAGCUCGAGAGAGACAUGGAGAUUAUGAAGAAGGAAUUGACCGAGUCUAUGGAUCAAGAGCGCGAGGCGGCCGUUGCCAAAAUGAAGGAAUUGACCGAGUCCAAGGAUCAAGAGCGCGAGGCAGCCAUUGCCAAAAUGAACGAGAAGAUGGAGGAAAACCGAGCGUAUGAAGCAGAGCAACGAGAGGCGGCAUUGGCCGCUCAGGUGGCUGCAGAAAACAAGCUUGCCGAGUAUGAAAAGACUGUGGCCAAGACCGAAGCUGAGAUCCUGUCCGCGAAAUGCCAAGGGGACAGCGUUCGUGCAGCUCUUGACGUCUCCGAGACAGGACGUCAAGAAGCCGAAACAAAGGUUGAGGAAUUGUCCAAGUCACUUGAUGAGUUGACGGCCAAGUGGGAAACUGUCAGCGCCGAAGCCCACAAGCUCAGAGCUGAUGUUGCACUUGGACAACAACGAAAGAUUGUCGACAAGCAGGACAUGGACCACAUGAACCAACAGAUUGCUGCUCUCAACCAGUCCGUGGCUAAGAAGAUUUCUACCAUCGCUCAACUCGAGGCGAAGACUGAAAAAAUGGAAACCGAUAUCUUAACCAAGACCGAGAAACAAAAGCAGUUGGAGACUAUGGUCGACAGCAAAGACAAGGAACUCGAAUUGUUUAAGAGCCGAUGCGAAUCCUUGCAGACAUCUCUUCAUGAAACCGAGGAGGAGCUAGAAAAGAAGAUUGAUUUAACUACACAGUUGCAAGAGUUCAAAGGGAAGAGCGACGAAACCAGCAUUCUGAUGGAGAAGAAGAACAAGGAACUUCAGGCCGUUCAGGAGCGCUGCGAAAAGCUUCAAGCUUCGUUGAAGAAGGCCGAGACGCUCUACUUGGACGGUGUUGAGCAAAUCAAGAAUGAAGCCGAAAGGAAGCAGAAGGCUGCUCUUGAAGAUGCCCUAGACAGGAUCUAUGUUUUGAAUGAGCGGUUGGCGAAGAAAGAGCAUGAAAUGGUAUUUCUGCAUGAAAAGUUGAACUUUGCCGGGCAAGAUGACGAAGAAGGGCGCGCGGAAGUCCAACGUCGCGCUGAAGCACAAGUAGCUCUCGCCAAGAAGCUCAAGUUCCUCGACAACAUGGUUGCGAGCAAGGACAGUGAGAUUCAACUGUUGGAGGCUCGCUGUGCAGAUAUGAAGAGUUCAUUGGAAAAGGCGGAGAAGCACCCUGGAGCUAGCGAAGAACAAUCGUCGGCAGAAGAGAAACUCAAGGCAUUGAACGAGCAAAUCGAACAGCAAGAAGCCAAGCUGAAGUCUCUCCAGACCCGUGAGCGACAGGCGAAGCUGAAGUCGACAGAUGACGAAUUCGAAGUGGUCUUGAACAAUGCUGACAGCAACUUGGCGAGUGAGGUCGACAUGCUCAGGGCUCGAUGCAAGGAACUCGAAGAAAGAGAAAAGGAGGAGGAGGGAACCGAUGUCGCUGGGUGGAAGGCCCGCGUCGCAGAUAUGGAGACCUCCAUGGAGAAAUUGAAGCAGCAGUACUUGGAGGAGUGCGCACGCAGGAAGGAAGCAGAGCAAGUCUUCUCUAGCAUCAGCAAGGCAAACAAUGAAACCACCGCCGCCAAGCCACCCACAGCAAGCCGUGGCAUUUUCAAUCGCAGCAAACCUGCUCCCGAGCAAGGUGCUGAUGGAAAGAAGGCCAGUAGUAGCGGAAGGUGGCUCAGUCUUCGGGGGCGCAGGAAAAAGGAUGAGAUGACUGUGCGAACAGAAUCGACUCCUCGCAUCCAAACUGCGGAGAAAGCCGAAGACUGGCGCUCUCAGUACUCCGGUUCACCCCGCCGAAGGCAAGAAAAUCCCGUCUCCACCCGUGCUGCCCGAUCUCUCGUGGGAAGUGGUGACCUCGUGUCGCAGAUUCCCAGCCACAUCCAGAACAACUUUUUGGAAGUUGGUGUCUACAAGCAACGCCUCACCAAUACGUAUCUGCCUGUACUCUGUCUCGGUCCCAACGACGUCCCUGCUGGUCCUGUCCGUGAUGAAUGGUUGAACAAGAUCGGCGGAAAGAGCAAGGUGCAGAAUCUCGGGGUCUACUUCUACGGCAAAGAAGGGAAGGACGAUGGGGCAUAUGGCCUAGUCCCAUGGUUUGCCUUUGUUCCGUACAACAAGGCUGUCCAACGAGGCCUUGACAAGCUUCCCGAAGCAAUCGCGGACAAGAUCCAAUACAAACAGGAACUCACGGACGAAGAAAAGCAAAUCCACAAGGGUAUUGAAGCCAUGAAGGAGGCCGCUGCUAAGAGUAAGGAGGAGAGACGACACCCAAUGCACCACCUCACUGCUGUUACUGCCAAGGAAGUCCCCAAGACCAUUGUGACUGAUUCCUCUGGAAGUGAUGAUGACAAUGUUUCGGAAAUGGGAGUGUAAUAAGAGCAAGCGUGGAAUGGUAGGCGCACAAAGAGGACUUGUAUAUGUUGCGCUCUAUAUCGUCGGUUAAAGAUGUCCGCUUGCAAGGUAGCCACUUCCUACAAUUUUACUUUAAAAAUAAUAACAGGAGUUUGUUUGUU